This is a messenger RNA of Penicilliopsis zonata CBS 506.65, 870 nucleotides long. RefSeq lists its product as hypothetical. The transcript has a single exon. Gene Ontology annotation, cellular component: nucleolus. Bases 1 to 870 code for a protein of 289 amino acids. The record is from RefSeq and is a predicted model, not a curated record. Lineage: Eukaryota; Fungi; Ascomycota; Eurotiomycetes; Eurotiales; Aspergillaceae. Gene Ontology annotation, molecular function: rRNA (adenine) methyltransferase activity.
AUGCCAUGUUCUAAAAAGUCUCGGUCUAGGCGGCCGAAGUCACUGUCACAUUCUCGUAUCCCAACAUUAAAAGCAAAAAGCACCGGCUUAUCAUCCAAAGCAACGCGGAAUCUCAUCCGGUCUCAUCACCGACUCAUGAAACAGCGAGCGCAAGCUUUGAAUUCGGGUAAUCAAUCUCUUGUCAAUGACAUCGACAAGCAAAUCCAGGAGAAUGGGGGUUUGGAAAGCUAUCAACUUGCUAGCAAACUUGGGCAAUCAUCUGAUCGUGGAGGUGACUCCAGUAAAGUCUUAAUUGAUUGGAUUGGCGCUACACUGGGUCAAUUCAAAAACACCUCUGCCAAACUUCGGCUAUUAGAGGUAGGGGCUCUUAGUACUCGGAAUGCCUGCUCCUUGGUACAAAGCUUAGAUGUUACAAGAAUCGACUUGAACUCGCAGGAAGCUGGAAUACAACAACAAGACUUUAUGGAGAGACCUAUUCCUCAAUGCGAAUCCGACCGUUUUCAUUUGAUUAGCCUUUCCUUGGUGCUGAAUUAUGUUCCAGAUGCUACGGCUCGAGGAAAUAUGCUGACGCGCUGCGUAUCAUUCUUGACAAACGUGCUUCCACCUCAAGCCCCCACUGCCUUUACGCCAUGCGUUUUUCUUGUUCUGCCUGUCGCAUGUGUGGAUAAUUCUCGGUACCUUACGGAAGCUAGAUUGCAAGAGAUCAUGUCGAGCUUGGGAUUUCUGUUGAAGAAUAGCAAGAAGACCAAUAAGCUGGUUUAUCAAUUAUGGGAAUACCACGGCAAUCCUUCACCAAAACCCUUUAAGAAGGAACUUCUAAGUCCGGGAGGCUCGAAAAACAACUUUGCCAUCAUUGUUCGUCGCGAUUAG